This is a messenger RNA of Zasmidium cellare ATCC 36951, 1626 nucleotides long. RefSeq lists its product as uncharacterized. The coding region runs from base 1 to 1626 and encodes 541 amino acids. The transcript is spliced from 2 exons. The record is from RefSeq and is a predicted model, not a curated record. NCBI's taxonomy places the organism in Eukaryota, Fungi, Ascomycota, Dothideomycetes, Mycosphaerellales, Mycosphaerellaceae.
AUGCUGCACCCUAUCUUCAUUAAAGCUUCUUUAAAACAGUUUCCAGGUUCUGAAGAGUCAUUCUGGGAACAAGUCUCGCUCACUGUCGAGGCAUUAAUAAAGGACGGAAGCCUGUAUGUCAUUGAUGCUGCGGGCGACAAGAACGGGUUCACGACACCACGCAUGGAAACAUUUCCGGUUACACCGGUAAGACCAAAGUUUGACUUUGUGUCUACCUUUUUCGGCAAGCGCAAUCAUUUCUCCAACCCACAUCAGCAAGAGACCUGGUCCGAGGAACGCGGAGUGCCUCCCGAACGCUCUAGCGGUCCUCUACACGGUAAUAGCCAGUACGUUAGUCGGGGAACAAGCAUGCAAAAUGAUUCUACAGUUGAAAACAUUGGACACUCUGCAAAUGAGCAGCGCGCAUCGCUGACAGGUGUCGCGAACGAUGUCACGAACAUAUUGCCGCAAACGAGUAUGUCUCGUGACCGGCUCAUAAGUUCCUCAGGUACCCUUGGCGGAGACCGUUAUGCCUCCGCCGGGGUCCAGGUUAGUUCUACUUGUGCGAGUGACAAAGGCGACCAUGUUACCAAUAGUACACCGACGGAAACGGAUCCGAGGAUCUCCAGCAGCCCGAACACCCCAACUUCAACGAUUUCCGUGAGUGAUCAAAGUAUCUCCGAGAAUGAUCUCGAACAAGAUCUGGAAGAAACAGAUACAGAUGACGUGGAAAGAGAUGACAUGGAAAAAGAUGACAGAGAAAGAUAUGACAGAGAACAUACAGAGCAUGAUACGCCUCCGCUGUCUCCAGGUCCGAGCAGGAACAGUAAGCGGCCGACUCCAGAUGCAGAUGAACGAGAAGGAUACCCAAAGAGGAUAAAGACGAUUGGCCAACAUGAGAUAUCUUCUGCGGAGGUACUAGCAGAAUUCAGACUGAUGAAGUUAAAGGUUGAGUCUGUCACUAUUGUGACAAACUUGCUGAACAACAUCGGUACAUUGGAGACCAUACAGGCAUUGAAGGACGCAUGCUUAGCUGCUCGAGAAACUAAACGUUGCUUCACCUGCGAUGAUAGUAUCGAGUCUUCUGCAACGGCGAUUGCGCAGUUGGAGGACGAGGGGAAGCGUUCCCCGUUACUGUUACGCUAUCACUGGUCAAAUGUUGUUCGAUGGCGGGAUGAGAACGAACAAAGACACCAGCGCGACGGCUGCAGCGCCCCGACUGCGACAAAAUUGGCAACGAACGAGAUGAUGAAAAAAAUGCAUCCAAGGUUGCAACCAGAGCAACAGAUGUACGCAACGAAACGCAGCGCACUUGGGCAGAUGUGUUCAUACUCGCGUCAGUGGCUGGAGCUGCAAAAGGAAUUCUCUAUCGGACUCCUGGCGGUCAUUCCAGGUGCCGACCUGGUUGGUUGCGCACCAUUCCAGAUCGCAAAAAUGAAGAAAGGCCCAUCGCAAGUCCUGCUGCGGCUCCUGCUGAACUUCCGCGGUGAGUUCCUACGUGCUCUGUCUCAGAAGUUGUUGAACGUCUACGACGUACUUCUGCAGAAACGUCCCGCAACCCGCUUCAAGUUCGAGAAUGUGGAGGAUCUACGUGACUUCGCAGACGGCACGGACCAACUUCUCGAUUUGUGUACUCAAAUCUCAUAG